Molecule: messenger RNA, 2095 nt
Organism: Acanthochromis polyacanthus (spiny chromis)
Lineage: Eukaryota; Metazoa; Chordata; Actinopteri; Pomacentridae
Gene: atp1b4
Product: ATPase Na+/K+ transporting subunit beta 4
Exons: 9
Coding region: 198-1223 (341 amino acids)
Biological process (GO): sodium ion transport; potassium ion transport; regulation of DNA-templated transcription
Cellular component (GO): sodium:potassium-exchanging ATPase complex; nuclear inner membrane
Source: RefSeq, a predicted model, not a curated record
UCCUCCGUCCAGCGUUCAUUCACUACGAUGCGCGCCUAGUUGAAGGAGGCUCUCCACAGCCGGUCCCCUCUGCGAGCCUAAAACUUUCUAAUGAAAUCCCCAAACACUUUUUGACAAACAUCCUUUUUUUUCUCGACGGGUCGAGGCGGUUUUCGACAUAUUAAUCCGCGUUUUUAUUGAAAAGAAAACUUCAGAAUAUGGAGCCCAGUUCCACAGAGGGAGGAGCUGAGGAGACGCUCCUUAAAAAUCAUCCAAGUCCUCCUCACAAAGUGAUACUCAAACAUGGCCAGGAGCUGGAGGAAGAGCAGGAGGAGAUGGCCGAGCAUCACCCUCUAGAGCAGGAAGACCUGAACUUUGAGAGAUGGAAGCGCAGACCGAUUCCCCAGAGGACGCUCCACCAGAAAAUAGACGACUUGAAGAAAUACCUGUGGAAUGCAGAGACCAACGAAUUCAUGGGUCGCUCUGGGAAGAGCUGGAGCCUCAUCCUUCUCUUCUACGCUGCACUUUAUAUGUUUCUUGCAGCCAUGUUUGGUGGCUGUUUGUUUUGCCUCAUGUGGUCUAUUAGUCCCUACCAUCCCACCUAUAAUGAUAGAGUGAUGCCACCAGGUAUGACGAUGGCCCCACACCUAGAAGGCCAUGAGAUUACGUUUAAUGCAUCUGAUCGCAAAUCCUGGAAGAAGUAUGCCAGGUCCAUGGAUGAAUAUCUAAGACCCUAUAACGAUGGUGCUCAGGACAGGAAGAAUAUUCGCUGCUCACAGGACACAUACUUCAUGCAGGACGAUUUGGAGGAGAGUGCAGAGCGGAAAGCGUGUCAGUUUAAGCGGUCCUGGUUGGGGGAGUGUUCAGGGCUGCGGGAUCCUCACUAUGGCUAUUCUCAGGGAAGGCCAUGCAUCCUCCUUCGAAUGAACCGGAUUCUUGGAUACUUGCCUGGCCAAGGCAAACCAAUAAAUGUGACUUGUGGAGUUAAGAAAGGACCACCAGAUGCUUUAGGGGAGAUCCAGUUUUUCCCUAAAAGCAUUUUUGACAUGAAGUACUAUCCGUACUACGGGAAGCUCAGACAUGUAAACUACUCUUCACCGGUGGUGGCUGUGCGUUUUGCAGGACUGCAGUACGACACUCACAUCCAAGUACAAUGCAAACUGAACGGAAAGGGCAUCAUCAAUGAUUCACCCACUGACCGCUACCUGGGCAGUGUGACCUUCUCCUUUGACGUCGGGGCGUAAGGGGGAAGCAUGACAACGAGGCAGGAAAAUAAGUACAAGAAAAAGAAAUGUGUUGAACCAUUAUUUUCCAUGAAUUAUAUCACUCCCUUCUCCCCAUCUUUCACUUAAAUGUCCACAUCUUCUGCUGUGAAACAAAAUCCUCAAGAAGUAGAUAUUUUCUCUGGUGUUUCUGUUGUAUCUUUGUUCGCUGAGUGUGCUACUGGCACCUGCACCCACCACAAACAGUGCUGAGCACAGGACGAGUGCAUAGAGUGAGUUACAGUUCAAUUCCUGAUAUUUUGUAAUGAUUAGCAAGAUUAAUCAAACUAAAUUACACUCUGCCCAAUAGUUAGCAUUUCUGGCUAUGCAAAUCCAAUUAUGACUUAAAACAUUAAUAGGGAAUUAGAAAUAUUAUGUUGCCAGGCUAGAUUAUGGUUUUGUGUGCACAAUUUUGUGUGACAAAGUGUACUAAUUUGUUUUGCAUUAUAUUUUUCAAACCUGUAUAUUGUAAGAAUUCAAAGAACUAUCAUGCAAAUACUGAAAGCAGGACUUGUACUGUACUUACACGGUAAAAAAAAAAGAUAUAAUAAAUGCAAAUACAUGAUUACUAUAUUUUUGUUGAAUAGAGCAGUAUUAUACAGUUAUGAUAAAGUAUCACAAGCCACUUCUUCUUUUGUAAAAACAUUUGCUUUUGAAAAAUGAAAUACUACACAAGACUGAUCAAUAAAGAGACAUACUGUGCUGUGAAAUAGUUUGUGAAAGGUCUGUACCGUUUUAAAAUAUAUAACUAUUUUGUGAUAGCAUUAAUCCUGCCUGAACUGUGCUACUAAACUUGGUAUCAAUGUUGUAUUUAUUCCUAUUAUAGUACUUAUAAUAAAUACAAUGUUCUGGUU